AGAGCGGUUUAGUCGGAGCAGGGCCCACCCUGGCGAGAAGGAUGAGGGGAUUCGGCCUGGACUGUGUGACGGCUCGUGUGGGCCGCCAUGUUGAAGCCGGGCAAGGGCGGAGACCUUUUGGGGUUGUGUUGCGGUGAGCGGGGGCGAUAGCUGGGUCGGUAGAACGGCCUCUUCCAUCCUGCGCCCACCCAGAAGAACAUGAAUGACUGGGUGCCCAUCGCCAAGGAGUAUGACCCGCUUAAAGCUGGCAGCAUCGAUGGCACUGACGAAGACCCACACGACCGCGCGGUCUGGAGGGCCAUGCUGGCACGCUACGCCCCCAACAAAGGCGUCACCGGAGACCCCCUCCUCACCCUGUUUGUGGCCAGACUGAACCUGCAGACCAAAGAGGAGAGGUUAAAGGAAGUGUUUUCCCGCUAUGGGGACAUCCGGCGGCUUCGGCUGGUGAGGGACUUGGUCACCGGCUUUUCAAAGGGCUAUGCCUUCAUUGAAUACAAAGAGGAGCGUUCUCUGCUCAAAGCUUACCGGGACGCGGAUGGCCUGGUCAUCGACCAGCACGAGAUAUUUGUGGACUACGAACUGGAAAGGACUCUCAAAGGGUGGAUUCCUCGGCGACUUGGAGGAGGCCUGGGGGGGAAAAAGGAAUCUGGGCAACUGAGAUUUGGGGGGCGGGAUCGACCUUUCCGAAAACCCAUUAAUUUGCCCGUUGUGAAGAAUGACCAGUACAGAGAGGGAAAGAGGGAGAGGAGGGAGCGCUCCCGAUCCCGGGAAAGACACUGGGACUCCAGGAUGCGGGAUCGGGAUCGAGACCAUGACCGGGGCCGGGAGAAGAGAUGGCUGGAAAGAGAACCAAGCAGGGUGUGGCCUGAGGGUGACUGGGAGAGAGAGAGGGACUUCAGAGAUGACAGGGUCAAGGGGAAGGAGAAGAGAGACAGAAGUAAGUAGAGACUCCCCUCCCCCACCGGAACCCCAGCGGAGCCACGGCGUCAGUAACGGUGCAGGGGCGUCUGCAGGGCUGGCGGACGAAGUCCAAGUCCACUGGUCGAAUGAAACUUACUGAUGACAGUGGGGCUGGGAUACGUUUCCUUUCGACUCUGGAACCCAGGUUCAAGGCGAGCACGGACAUUUUGAAUUUCUGUUCUUCGUGUUAUAGUUUUAAGGACAUGUUAUUUGAUAGGCAUUUUGUAGUCACCGGCAUCUGUGCAGAAGGGCCUGUGGAAGGAGCCACCAGUUAAUUUGGCACUAGAGAAUUUGUUUUGAUUUUCUGCCAUCUGUUGGAAAUGACCAUUAUGAGGGCUUGGCAAAAAGAGGUGAUGACUGAAAAUCAUUUGUGUUGGUCCUGUGACUCCUGGAACCCGAAUCUGGUCUGAAUCUAAGUUGUGUCUUUUCCAUCUUUACAUCCAUGAUGCAGGGGUUUGCAGCAUUGAAAUAAAAAUGGGGUAGAAAAGUGAAUCCAGGGAGAAUGUCCAGAAGCUUCUCAGCAGUGAUCUGGGUCAGCCACGAGCUUCUCUUGAACAAAUAUAUAACUCCAUUCUCCAGCCAAAUGCUGACUGCUUUUUCUUCCCCUUUUCCUUUUUUUGGUGGAAUGGCUGACAUUUAAAAUAAAAAACCAGAGCUGCAGGGCUUUGGGGCUACUGUGGUUUGUGACAGUCUUCCAGCCCUUGGAAAAGGGAACGCUCAAAAGAAACGAGAGUGGAAUGAAGAUGAAAUCAGUGAAAGGUUCCUACCUAGUUCUGGUGGGUUGAUUUCCUUUUUUCCCUCUUGAUCACCUGGUGGCCUCUGGUUUGUCUGAGAGCUGGAUAUAUUGACCUUAGCUUCUGAGGGCUUUGAGUAAGUUCCAUACUGUUCACAUGAUCUUCAGAAAAGUGACAUUUAACAUUUUUAUUUUAUCCACGGCUGUCUCUUUGAAAGUUCAGGUUCUUAAAAUUCAUGAUGUCUCAUGCAAAAUAAAUGUCUGAUUUAGUGUCAA
Camelus dromedarius (Arabian camel) is the source of this 1969-nucleotide messenger RNA. RefSeq names its product small nuclear ribonucleoprotein U11/U12 subunit 35 (gene SNRNP35). The record is from RefSeq and is a predicted model, not a curated record. Gene Ontology annotation, molecular function: snRNA binding; mRNA binding. The coding region runs from base 199 to 945 and encodes 248 amino acids. NCBI's taxonomy places the organism in Eukaryota, Metazoa, Chordata, Mammalia, Artiodactyla, Camelidae. Gene Ontology annotation, cellular component: precatalytic spliceosome; U12-type spliceosomal complex. The transcript is spliced from 2 exons. Gene Ontology annotation, biological process: mRNA splicing, via spliceosome.